UGCUGCCGCUCCGCCGCUGCUGCUGCCUGCUGCCCGGGCUCGCUGCUGGCCGCUGGGCCCGGGAUGACGCCACGUCUCGCUCCGCCCCGGCGCAAACUCGCUCCCUGCGUUCAUUUCAUUCCUGCUCUCAUUCCGAGCAUUCUUCGCAUCUCUGUCAGUGCGCGAAGCGAUUCACCUACACCUUUCCUGGCUGGCCCAGAAACACCAGAAUAACUUGACAUAGUAUUCAAAAUACCCACUAACAUCACAUUAGCAAAAGAAAGGGACAUUUGUAUAUGAGAUAUCAAUAACGAGUUGGCUCGGCCGGGAGUUGUUGGAGCAUUUACGGACCACUUCGGAGAAAGAAAGAAACACGGCGGGGAGACUUGUUGCUUCGGCUCGGCUGACGGCGCUGUUUGAAAAUCGCCGUCGAAGUUUAGCCUGUGUCUCUCCCUAGUCUGCUCCAGGCUUCUGCUUGGAGAUCCCAACCGCCAAGAUUGAUCCCAGCAGCUGGAGCGGCAGCGAGAGCCCUGCCGAGGACAUGGAACGGAUGAGCGACUCGGCAGACAAGCCUGUAGACAAUGAUGCAGAAGGGGUCUGGAGUCCUGACAUAGAGCAGAGCUUCCAGGAGGCCCUGGCCAUCUAUCCUCCAUGUGGGCGCAGGAAGAUCAUCCUGUCAGAUGAGGGAAAGAUGUAUGGUCGAAAUGAGCUGAUAGCCAGAUACAUCAAGCUUAGGACUGGAAAGACAAGGACUCGCAAGCAGGUGUCUAGUCACAUACAGGUCUUAGCAAGAAAGAAAGUUCGAGAAAUCCAAGCUGCCAUUAAGGUACGUCUGGCUUUGCCCAGUUGCAGGGGGCUUUUCAUUGCCAUGGUUACAGGCUCUUCCUUUGUUUUCCUCCCCUCCCCUACCCCGCAGGUGUCUAGUCACAUUCAGGUUCUUGCCAGAAGAAAAUCUCGUGAGUUUCAUUCCAAGCUAAAGGUUACCAGUAUGGACCAAGCCGUGAAAGACAAAGCCCUCCAGAGCAUGGCCUCCAUGUCCUCGGCUCAGAUUGUCUCCGCCACGGCUAUUCACAACAAGCUGGGCCUGCCAGGCAUCCCUCGGCCUGCCUUCCCAGGAGCAGGGUUAUGGCAGGGUAUGAUAUCAGCCGUGCAGCCGGGAUCCUCACAAGAUAUUAAGCCUUUCACCCAGCAACCGUAUCCCAUCCAGCCAGCAGUCACAACAGCCAUUUCAAGUUAUGAACCUGCCGCCGCUCAAGCUCCCACAGCUCCAGCAUGGCAAGGCCGCUCCAUCGGUACAUCCAAACUUCGACUGGUGGAGUUCUCCGCUUUCUUAGAGCAGCAGAGAGACCCUGACUCGUACAACAAGCACCUGUUUGUACACAUCGGACAGACAAAUCAUUCCUACAGCGACGCCUUGCUGGAGUCGGUUGACAUUCGUCAGAUUUAUGAUAAAUUUCCAGAAAAAAAAGGAGGAUUGAAGGAGCUGUAUGGAAAAGGUCCUCAGAAUUCCUUUUUUCUCAUCAAAUUCUGGGCUGACCUAAACUGCAACAUUCAAGAUGAUACCGGAUCAUUCUAUGGAGUGACCAGCCAGUAUGAGAGUUCAGAGAACAUGACCAUAACCUGUUCAACGAAGGUUUGCUCCUUUGGCAAACAGGUGGUUGAGAAAGUAGAGACUGAAUAUGCACGGUUUGAGAAUGGACGCUUUGUCUACCGAAUAAGCCGGUCUCCCAUGUGUGAAUACAUGAUCAACUUCAUCCACAAGCUAAAACAUCUGCCAGAGAAGUACAUGAUGAACAGCGUACUGGAGAACUUCACCAUCUUAUUGGUGGUGUCAAAUCGGGACACCCAGGAGACGUUGCUUUGUAUGGCGUGCGUGUUUGAAGUGUCGAACAGCGAGCAUGGCGCCCAGCAUCAUAUCUACAGACUGGUAAAGGAAUGAAAGCUCUCUCCAUUUUAUUAUAUUUUUUCCUUAUAGACUCAUCGACCUCAAAACAAGUGGCAGUGCCUCUGCAUGAAAGUCAGCCUUUCAAUGCUCUAUGGUUGAGGUAUGAGGUGAAGACAGUUCGUCAUAAGUUUGAUGUGUUUGUUGUUUGACCGCAGCUGUGAAAUGUGGUACAGUUGUUUUAUGUUUUAAUGGGAAAUUUAUGGGAAUUUCAUUUUUCAAUAUAUUUAGUCGGUUGUUUCAAAAUAAUUGAUAAGAUUUAUUUGUUAAAUGGAAAUAUAUAUGUUGUCUUUUUCUGCUUUGUUAUGUAGACUAAGGGGAAAAAAGAACUUGCAGCCUGUGAUGGUCUGAACAGUUUGUGUUGAGGAUGUUUUGUAAAUCUGUGUUUCAUACGUU
Molecule: messenger RNA, 2317 nt
Organism: Girardinichthys multiradiatus
Lineage: Eukaryota; Metazoa; Chordata; Actinopteri; Cyprinodontiformes; Goodeidae
Gene: tead1b
Product: TEA domain family member 1b
Exons: 14
Coding region: 521-1918 (465 amino acids)
Biological process (GO): hippo signaling; embryonic organ development; regulation of transcription by RNA polymerase II
Cellular component (GO): transcription regulator complex
Molecular function (GO): DNA-binding transcription factor activity, RNA polymerase II-specific; RNA polymerase II cis-regulatory region sequence-specific DNA binding
Source: RefSeq, a predicted model, not a curated record